This is a messenger RNA of Medicago truncatula (barrel medic), 1209 nucleotides long. Its product is annotated as F-box/FBD/LRR-repeat protein At4g00160. The transcript is spliced from 3 exons. Gene Ontology annotation, molecular function: protein binding. NCBI's taxonomy places the organism in Eukaryota, Viridiplantae, Streptophyta, Magnoliopsida, Fabales, Fabaceae. Bases 1 to 1209 code for a protein of 402 amino acids. The record is from RefSeq and is a predicted model, not a curated record.
AUGGAGCCAUGCGAGGAUAGAAUAAGCAAUUUACCAGAUGAUAUCCUGUGCCACAUUCUAUCUUUCAACCCUACCAAAAACGCUGUUACCACUUCCAUUCUUUCCAAGAGGUGGACUCAUCUAUGGCGCUGUGUUCCUAUCCUCGAUUUCACGGAUAUCAAAUUGAGAGACUGUGAAUCCAUUCUCCUAUUCAAUCAGUUCGUCGACUAUUUUAUGCUCUCGCGAGAAGCCACUGGUAAUCAUUCCAUCGACAGUUUUAUCGUGGACGUUGAAUAUGCUGCUAGUCGUAAUCACGUCACAUCUCUUAGCAUUCCCAAUCUCGCAAAAUGGGUUAACCUUGUUGUUCAACGCAAAGUUAAGAAUCUUCAUCUCCUUCUCAAUUUGCUCAAUGAUCCAAUUCCCCCCGGUUUUCUACUCCCCAAAUUGCCCAAUACUAUCUUUAGUUGUAAAACAUUAGUAACCCUAAGGCUUAGUUGGUUCCAUGUAAAGGGUUUUUCGUUUUCUUCAGUUGGAUUUGGAUUUCCAUUGCUAAAAACCCUUCAUUUGGACCGCGUUAUGUUUGUUGAUGAACGAGAGAUUUUGUUGCUUCUUGAUGGAUGUCCCGUUCUUCAGGAUUUCAAGUCAAGCGAUGUAUAUACGAGCAAUGUGGUAACCGAAGAAAGUAUCAAUCAAGUGUUUCAUAACUUAAGCUUAAGCAAGUUGAUUAGAGCAGAUAUUAUUGACGUUAAUUGUGAUAUUCCAAUGAAAGCACUUUUUAAUUCGGAGUUUCUAAGAAUACAACUAUGGGAGGCAUAUACUCCGUAUGAUUUGCCUACCUUCAAUAAUUUGACUCACUUGGUGAUCAACUAUUAUUUGGAUAUGUUUAUAGAAGUGCUUCACCACUGCCCUAAACUUCAAAUUCUUGAACUUUACCAGAAAACACAAGUUGAUUGGGAUGAGGAGAACACUGAAGGAGGAAAAGAACAAGAAAAUUGGGUGGAUCCAAAAUCCACUCCACAAUUUCUUUCAUUAUAUCUUAGAACUUGCACUAUUCGGGACUUCGCUUUUGUAGACCUACAACACGACCUUAUGUUAGCAAGAUAUAUUCUAAAUAAUGCAAGAGUUUUACAAACUAUGACAAUAUGGAGUGACAAAGAACAACCUCAAAUAGAAAAGGAACUAUCCUUAAUUCCAAUGGCAUCAAAAACUUGUCAACUUUCAGUUUAUUGA